This is a messenger RNA of Aedes aegypti (yellow fever mosquito), 8805 nucleotides long. RefSeq names its product protein kinase C-binding protein NELL2. Lineage: Eukaryota; Metazoa; Arthropoda; Insecta; Diptera; Culicidae. The record is from RefSeq and is a predicted model, not a curated record. Gene Ontology annotation, molecular function: protein binding; calcium ion binding. The transcript is spliced from 14 exons. The coding region runs from base 2453 to 5518 and encodes 1021 amino acids.
AAUUUUACCGUCAGUCGCAAAGCUAAACUCGUCAAGUUCAAACGGGUAUUCUCCGGGAGCUAUUCCGAGUUUCUUGUGAAUGUGGAUUGUUGUGUGUUUUUGCUGAAACAUCAGGAUUUUCUUCAGAAGGAUAGGCAGAGUGCGAUUGAGGAGAGAUCGAGUGUCCGUUUUGCAAUCCGGAAGAAUUUCGCAGAACGUAUGCUGCAAGGAUAAUUGAUUCCGGAUAGGGAAGUUUUGUGCAGAGGAGCGUGAUUCUUGUGGUGUAAUUUGAACACAUUUCGUUCGAUGCUGAUUUCGAUAGGUGUUUAUAAUUGCGAAAGGAUUUGAUUUUAAUGUGUUUGGUUGGGUAGCUAAUUGUAGCGCAGGACUUUUUGCGGUGUGAAAAUAUAUCUGGUGAGGUGAGGAUUAUGUAAAGCAGCAGCAGCAUCAGCAUCUGUAGUGUGUGGUAUAGGUUUGACACAGGACGUGCCUCCAGAGAAGUCACACGACCGAGUUUUGCGUAUGGGAAAUUGCGACAUCUGAUUUAAUUGAUUUUUCUCUUCGCAACUGGACAAACUCUCUGGUGGGGAGGUUUUUAUUUGCGGGUACACAGCUGAGAAGCACCUCAUACCCAAGGAAACCAGGUUCGGCACCAAAAGCGGAAUCACCUACACUGCAGAGUGAGCAAAAGGAUUCGCUGCGAUUCAGAUGCGUUUCCGUAGAAAGGUGUCUUGCUACAGAUCCUUUCCGAUAGCGUCAAUGUCCCCGAUAAUACCUUAGCAGUGAACACCUAACGCAUUGAAGUUUCGGUCGGGUCUCGAUGUUGUCAAUGAGAGAGUGUUUCCCCGCCAUGGAAAAUGGGUUAAAUGGAUUGACCUAGGCCGCCGUUGGUAGUCAACGUAGACGUUACAAGCGAGAGAAUCCUGGCCGAAGGCGUUUGCCUAGCAGCCGUAGUACAAAUAGUGAAAGGUUUAAUUCAAUUAAAAUCUAGACACAAGACAGCAUAGUGCUGAGCUGCGGCGGGUGGAAAGUGAAAAUUGUUUCUUCCGCGUGGACCAGAGAGCAUUGAGCCGAGCAGAGAGUGUGUGCAAGAAUUUUUCUUCGGUUUUAGCGAAAAACUAGAAGUAGCAGAACCGCAAGACCGUCGCAGUCGGCGACGAAGGUAGCAGGCGGUGUGUUGAACAGCAGUGUCCACGAACCGCAUCGAAGGAGGCUCGCAAGGAAGAGCGCCUAGCCUACUACAUAGCAAACUAUCGCAGCAGUGAGUCACAUGAGAAGUCUACGAAGGCGGUGAGAGUGUGAGAGUCUCGCUCGCGGGAAAACGACCUGAGCACGAACUAACGCGGAUUUUCUUUGGCCCACUAGGCAAGAGAGAGGGAAAUCCGGCGGCCCCACGAGAGGAAUCCCUCACACCGAACGGAACCACCAGGAAGGAAGGAUCGUUUUUCGCCGGUUGCACCCGUCGAUGGUCUCUGUGCUGUUUGGCCAACAUCAUUUAGUAGUUGACUGGCUACUGAGCCGCGUGUGAACACUUCUCCGAGCGUAUCCAGGAAGUGAGCCUAGACGUUGCAAAGUCGUUUGGAGUUGUACCUCCGGUUUGUGGUGUUAAACAAUUAGGUAAUCGGUCAGGUUUUUGCCCAAGCAGGCAAGUUUUUUUUUGGAGGAGACGAAAAACCCGAUCAAAAGAGGAAAAAAAGGAAAAUCAAUUUACGUGUGUAGUUGUGCAAAGUUUUUCUACAUCAGCAUAUAUAUGUACUCUUGUUAUUUCUUUUGGACGUCCCCGUGUUCUGUAGUUGCCGUGUGUACAUAAAAAGCGAAAGGAGCGAAAAAAAAAACUGUACGAAGAAUCUGUUUCAGUACCGCAGUGGGACGUUAAUUAUAUAAGAAUAAACUUGAUUUUUGAGUGUUUUUCUGUUUGUUCAAUUAGAGCAAGUCUCGCAGUGGAAAAUAGUAAUUAAAUAAAUGCUUUUGUUGCCUGCAAGUGACAGUUUAGUCUCAAAUAGUAACGCUUCAGAAAUCCUGUGUGUUUAGCCUGUGCUUAGUUAGCUAAUGUACCGCAAAGUUUGGUGUUAGCUGUCGGUGUUGUACGUUUGCUGAUUCGUGGAAACUCGUGCAAGUGCAUUGCACUAUAUUUACUCAAACUGGAAGACAAACAUUCAGUCGACUUCGAGGUCGAUAACAUAGAAGAAAAACCUGUGAAGAUUGUGCUUGAAGCUUACAAGGAGUGAAGAAAAAUUGUGUCCUGAAAAACCAAUCAAAACCCGAAAGUAAUUCCCAAGUAAAAUAUAAUCGACAAAUCAAUCGUUUCUGAGAGUUGGACCGCGAGUUCGACACCCAAGAAAGUGCGGGUCAGCGAGAGGAACAUCCCCUGCCCUGCCCUGGCGCGGUUGAACUGUGAUGGUGCUCUACGUGAAGGAUUUCUAUCGUAAGGAGCCCGACCGGCUGAGGCAGCCGCGACUCGUGUAGCUCUGCCAUGAACAAGCAUCUCUGGAAUAGCGAUACAUCCUGGGGAUGUGUCCAGGCGUUGCUGGCGCUGAUCCUGACCAUCCUGCUGUUGCCCGGUCCAGGUGGCGCAUUGGACCCUGGCAUCGACCUUCUCGACGCGCUAAGUUUACACACAAAUUUAUCCCAAUAUCAAGGGGUUACAGUCACACAAGAGUAUCAACAUCAAAGGGUAUUUCAUUUGUCAGGUGGCGAUCGAAAUCUUGCCCUUCCGACGUCGGUUUUUCACCGGGCCGUGGACCAGAUGAAGCGGACGUCAGAUUUUACGUUUGCCGUCGUCCUGAAGCAGGAGCAAGCUAACUCUGGGACCAUCGUUUCCUUUUCAAACGGAAACAAUAGGUAUUUAGAAUUACAAUCAAGUGGAAGACGUGACGAAAUACGUUUUCAUUACACACACAUAACAGCAGCGGGCGCGACGCAGAUUCACACCGAGUCCUUUCCGUAUCGACUCGCAGACGACGCCGAGCACAAGGUGGCGCUAACGGUCAGCGGCACCGAGGUGCAGCUGUACAUCGACUGCCAUCCACUGUAUAAACGAGUGACACAUUUUUUACCAGAUAGAAAUUUUAGUGCUUCCAAUAUGCAAUUAUUCGUCGGACAAAGAAACUCAAAUAGUCAUUAUUUAUUUAAGGGUGAUUUAAAAGAUUUACGUAUUAUCACCGGACCGUACGGUUAUUUAUCACAAUGUGAACUAAUGGAUGCACAAUGCCCCACAUGUGGGCAGUUCUUAGAGUUAGAGAAUGCUUUACUAGGAUUAAAAGAAAUGAUUACGCAUUUAUCAAGAAGGCUAGUGGCUGCAGAGCAACGCGUUUCGAGUAUAGAGGAAUGUGAUUGUAAAAAAUCAUGCCUAAUUAAUGGUACAAGUAAAAACGAUGGUGAUAUAUGGGAUAUAGGUUGCAGUCAGUGUAAAUGUGAGCGUGGUGAAGUCACGUGUGGUCCAAGACCAUGUCCAGAGGUUAAGUGUAAACAUCCAGUAUUAGAGGAGGGUGAAUGUUGUCCUAAGUGUUUAAAAAAUUGUUAUAUUAAUAAGAAAGACUAUGAACACGGCGAGAAGCAGAUCCUAGGUUGUAGAAACUGCUCGUGCAUAAACGGCAAUAUGAUGUGUGAUAUGCUGCAGUGUCCGGAGCUCAAGUGCCCCCCGGAGCAGCAAAUGUCGGUGACGGACGAGUGCUGUAAAUUUUGUCAAGGAGUGGACUAUUGCUCAAAGGGUCACGCAUGUCAUACUAACGCUACGUGUCUUAAUCUUAACACCAAGUACACGUGUACCUGUCGCUCGGGCUUCCACGGAGAUGGGUAUGAUUGCUCUGACAUCGACGAGUGCGCUCAGCAAGGUGGUCUUAAUGGUAAUCACUGCCAUUUGAACACGCGCUGCGUCAACACGUUCGGUUCGUACGUGUGCGAGUGUCUGCCCGGCUACCGGCAGCUGGACAAGUUCAACUGCAUCGAGGUGGACGAGUGCAAGUCCGGGGAGCACAGCUGUCACCAGCAUGCGGACUGCAUCAACACGGCCGGCUCGUAUCACUGCCGCUGCAAGGCCGGCUACGAAGGCGACGGGUACGACUGUAAACCGGUGUGCAAUCAAACUUGUCUGAAUGGGGGCGAAUGCCGGACGCCCGGUGUGUGUACGUGCCGAGCCGGCUAUGUGGGUGAAUCCUGCGAGAAGGAUCUGGAUGAGUGUGCGACCGGGGUGCACCGGUGUAAGGAGACAACGAACUGUGUUAACAUGCCAGGAUGGUAUUUCUGCAAAUGCAAGCCUGGAUUUGAAACCAAAGGAAAAGAUUGUGUAGAUAUAGAUGAGUGCUAUCUGAACACGCACAGCUGUCACGCGACGGCCCGGUGCGUGAACACGCAGGGACAUUUCGAGUGUGUGUGCCCGUCGGCCGAAGAGCGGACAUCCAGCGGGACUUUGGCUGCGCUGUCCAGUAUCGGUGCAUCCCGCGACUGUAGGUUAAGUUGUGUGUUCGAGGACAGUGAGAUUCCGGACGGUGGGCAGAUCUCGCCCCGGAAUCAACCCUGUAAGGUGUGCACCUGCUCCAAGGGAGUCAUCAGCUGCGUGGAACCACCGUGCAACUGUUCGACCUGGCGGAGGGGCAGCGGACGUGACCUGUGCUGUCCGCAGUGCGAUCCCAAAGAGUCCUGUCAGCACCAGGAGCUGAAGCAUGUGACGUUUCGCAGCGGAGAGCAGUGGAUUUACCAGUGUCAGACGUGCGAAUGUCUGUACGGUGAAUUCGACUGCUGGAAGCUGGAGUGUCCACCGCUGACUUGUGAUAACCCUCUCCCGCUUGGGCCGGGUGACUGCUGUCCGCGGUGUCCGGAUGACAUGUGCGGGCUCGACAAUACUACGGCCGCCAACGGAAUAACCGGAGGCUCCGGGAGCUCGUGCCUGUACGACCAGCACAUCUACGCCUCUGGACAGUCAUUCAAGUACUCGUCCAGAGAGUGUGCCACCUGUUCCUGCAAGGUCCCCUACUGUGCCCAACUGGUGAGCAAUUCCGCGUGUUGUGUGCAUCGGACGGUAAGAUCACCUGCCGUUACGAUGAUCAUUGUGAUGACGGUGAACUACGAAAGAUUGAAGGGCCUCCUGCAAAUGAUAGUGUUAAGGAUAGUAUUUCUAAUAGUAAAUCAUCGCAAACAACGACCCCAAAGACAUCACCGCAGCAAACAGCAGACUACAGCAGUAGUCUCGCCACAACGACAGCCACGACGAUCCCACCACCACAACCAACAGCAGCAGCAGAAGCAGUUAUGGUCACUCCAGGACAACCAACUCAAUCAGCUUCGACCACCGCAUCAGCAUCAGCAAUACCAAAGCCAAGUUCUACCCGCACUGUGCAGCAACAGCAGCAAGAGGCACAACAUCAGUCAAAGUCACGCACUCGAAAUACAGCGAAGAAGCUACUCAAGCGAUCGUUAUCACCCGAAACGACCGCCAGCUUUGAGACCACUCCAUUUGCCACACCUCUCCGAAGGUACAUUGGAAACUAAGUUCAUCCAGGCGAGCAACACGCUGAUCAGUUCCAUCAUCAUCCGACAGUAGAUAAGCAGUUGACAUUCCCUUCGUAUUCUGGCCCUGUUCCAUACUCAAAUAUAUCGACAAAAUUCGUUCACGAGCCAUUUGUACCCCAAUUCUCAGUCACAUGAAAUGCUCCAAAUCGUUUAUGUGAACGCCUGCCUACGUUACCUGUGUAGUUACGUGUACAAUUAUUUUGUAAUUUGAACUAGCGGUUGAACCAAUUUAUCAAACUCAAACAAAUCACAUUCAUAGUAAGACAAGUUUUAAAGAAAUUCAAAAACAAAAAAGAAAACUAGCAACUUUGUAUUUAAAUUGAAGUUUUUAACUCCGAGUAAAAAAACAACCUAUAAUACGGCGUUGACAGUGAAACAAAUUGCCCAAAACGACUAAACCCAUACUUUGUACCAAGUUCAAUCCAAAAUCUACCGUCAGCAAAAAUUUUCUCAACAUUCAUUCUCAAGUUCUUGCUCUAUCUUUCUGUCUUUUCAUUCAAACAAUUUGUCCCGAACGAAGAAAAAAAAACAGUCAAACGAAAAAUAAGACACGAAAAAUGUAACCAAGCGCAUCAAGUAAGAAGUCAAUAAGUAUAUAACAAAGACGUUGAAAAUUACAAAAAAAUACAAAACAACAACGCUUAGGAGGUCUAAUAACGAAAGUUCGCUAAUGAAAUGAAACCCAAAUCAAAAGGAACCGGCCGAGGGGACCGGUUCGUUGUUAGCUAUGUGAAAAGCGCGAAAAGUUAAGAUUUUUUCUGUUGAAGCGGAGCAGCUGCGGGUGCGAGUUUGGUUGUAUCAAAUUUCUACGCACAGGUUUUUUUUUAAUUGUUUGUUUUAAGAGAUUGUAUUAGUCAAAUCAAACAUUUUUCGACGCAGAUAUUGUUAGUCACAAAUAUACUUGUCUAUCGCUUUACCAUCAAUUUAUUGAACCAGUUUACGAGUGUGGUUAUAAAUUUAUUGAUCAGAGCUAGUAUUGCCAAUUUUUAAUUUAUGUGCGCAUUGCAAAAAACUGCUUUGUUCCGCCCUGCUUCAUGGCUUAACCACCUCACCCCUCUCCCUAACUAUGCCCUUGCCCUUCCCUACGCAUAAUCAAAGUUGCAUUUACCUCGUCACGUUGGAAAAGCAGCACUGUAAACAUUCAAUAUACAAACUGCAACUUCUGUUUAUAAAACAGAAGUUGCAGUUUGUAUAUUGAAGAUACAAUACUGCCAUUCUACGCCUACUUGCCCCAUGUUCCAUGUAAACCUAAUGGACCGCGGAACAAAUAUGCGUAGAACGGCAGAAUAGCAGAAAUUAGCUAUAACCAAGCCGCACCAAUUUAGCUACAAAAAUACAUUCCUGAACUCAGAAAUAGAUCACAAAAAAACGUGCUGACGUCGAAAGUAUUACAAGGAAUGUAACGUUGAAGCAUGAAACAGAAUAGAACGUUUGCAAUUGUACAUAGUAGUUGAAUAGUGUGUAAAAAGUCCUAAUUACUAAACAGACGCGAAAAUGGCGCAUGAUCCUGUUCGUAUACUAUUUAUUUCAGUGCGCGUGACGUGACCGUGAUUGUUUCCAUCGAAACAGCAACAGCAUCGUGGCUUAAGUGUAAUUUUGGUUUUCUUAUCAACAGUAAAUAGCACUAACAGACACAGUAGCGUAAUCCUCAUCCAAGUGUUGACCUUUAAACAGUACAGCAACAAUGUUAGAAUCGAGCGUGGAAGCCCUAUCAUUCUGUUAUUGUUCACAACCGGUCAAGUGUCACAAUUCUAGUCAAUUUCAGUUAUUUGUUAAGUGUAACUUAUUUAUUACCAAGUCUUGUUUUCGGUACCAAAACAUUUUUUCUCCUCAUUUACAUUAACUCUCUUAAAAUAUUAGAAGGAAAGUGAACAAAAAAAUAAACCACAUGAAACAAUCAAACACAUUCGCUAGGAAGGUAAAGAGAGAAACGGUAUUUUGAUUACAGUAAGAAAGUGCAUUUUUAUUUGUAGGGAUAUAAGCUUAAAGAUUAAAUAGAAGAAAUUCUACCUAUAAACAAUCAGUAACACAAAACUAAAACCAAAACGAUAUUUCGGAGACCCAAACAUGACAGAACAAAUAAGCAAAUGUUGAAUAACACACACAAACACUGAACGGAAAUAUAUAAAUAACACUACUAGAAUGAAAACAAACAAUACCAGUCAACUCGUAAUAGGUCAGUUCGUUUUGCCGAAUACAAAUGCAAAAAAAAACGAAAAUGAAAAUAUUAGUUCCUUAUGUCCGGUGUCCGAUAUUGUGAAUGCUGUGAAGUUGAUUCAAUACAUACUGAAAUUUUUUUUGACUGUAUUAUUUGAACCAAUUGAGUAAAAAGGAUGAGAGAAAGAGAAACCAGCGGAAGAAUAAAUAUUAAAAGCAGGAUACGUUUGUGUGUGUAUUUUAGAACAUGCCAUACCCAAUGUUGCGUAUGUAUGUAGGAAUAUGAAACAACUCAGUAAACGAUAGGUUAAUUUACUGGAGCUCAUCAAUCACAAACAAUAACAAACCAAUGAAACUGAAAACAAAAAUAAACCCAUAGAAAACCAUCGCAAUUUACUAUCAUCGAGUUUACAUGUAGAAAUUUGUUUGUGUUCAACUCGUGUGACAGCUGCGGUUUUCUGUCAUGCCUUUCAACCCGACAAUUUGCAUACUUGGUGCGUCUGUAAAUAUUGUACGCGAGAAGCAUAAUAUUAACGAUUAAUGUUCUGCGCUGUUAUUUUAUUUUUGCCAAGCAAAAAUCUGCUUCAACUAACAAAUGUGCAGAACUCACUCACACACAAACACGUAUGGAAGCAAGGUAUUACAUUUCGACAACGGAAACAACAAUGAACCAAAUGCUCUCUGUUUUUAGACUGUGUAUUUGAAGAUACUCUCCUAAGUUUUUGGCCUUUUGAUGAAUGCAUUGUAGCAUAGCGCUGUUGAGAUAUAGAUUGCGCUGUAUUCAACGUCAGAUUAAAUAUAACAGAAGAACAAAAAUGUAAUAAAGAAAAUCAUACAAUAAAAUUAAACUCUAAAUUGAUCUAAACAAACUGUAUGGUAGGACAAAAAUAAAUUAACUGUCAUGUAACUAUCACUAGUUAAGUUUCUAAUCCUAGCGAGUAUAAAAAAUUCUUGUAAAUACUAGGUAAUAAAAAUAAAAAAAAUAAUAAAAACAACAAAAAUUAGCAUCCAUGGUGAUGAAGAUUAGGGAGAUGAAGACAAUGUAACAAUGAUAAGUGAAAACAAAAUCGAAAUAAACCUUCUCAUUUCGAUAGUUCAGAGAAUGAAAGGAAAAAACCGAAACCGAAUGAAAUUACUACACAGCAUGAGACAGUUCAAGAC